GUCCACAAUGGUGACGUCUACCAUAUCAUGAUGGCGGUAGCCUGGACUAUUUUGAAUUCCGUCCCGCUAUUUGAACAAUUCAAUAGCUGUAGUAUGUAAAAUGUGCUAUUAUUCUGGGGAUAACACUCGAUAAGUGAAGCUCUAUCAUGGACUCCGUCGUGGGGGCCGAUUUGACGCUCCCCGUUGACAUUAACGGAAGCUGCAGACUGCCAGACUCCAUAGAUGCUGGAGAGUUUUCCAUGGACAGCAUGACGGCUCCAUCCUUCCCUGACAAGAUGUCCCCAAUCAAAGCUCUCACCAUGAAGGACUAUGAGAAUCAAAUCACAGCUCUGAAGAAAGAGAACUUUAACCUGAAGCUGCGCAUUUACUUCAUGGAGGAGCGCAUGCAGCAGAAAUGUGACGACUCCACUGAGGACAUUUUCAAAACGAACAUUGAGCUUAAGGUGGAGCUGGAGUCUAUGAAGAGAGACCCUGGCAGAGAACAUGAACUCCUCGUGUCUGCAUCGAAAGCGUUGGAGAGUCUUGCUGGUCGAGAAUCCGGAGAACCCCAGCGUGUGAAAGAGCACGCUCGGAAAGAGAUGGAUGCACUUAGAGAUGCAUUCAACAAAAGGAUAGCUGACUUAGAGCAGGGUUGGUCUUCACUAUGUCUGAAAACGGCUGAGGAAGAGGUUGACAAGAUGGCAGCCAUCGCUGAGCAGGAGAAGCUGAAGAAUAUUAACAUGGAAAAGCAGCUCCAAGCCCUGGGUCCCCUCAGCAGCUUCCCCCCCGGGACUAGCCAAGCACAAGACCUGCAGCAGGCUCUGCAGGAAAAAGACAGUGUCAUUGAGCAGCUCAAGAUUACUUUAAAGAACCAGGAAGCUGCGAUCCAUCAGAAGAAAAGUACAGACCAAGAGACAGAUCAACCGUCAGCUGACAGUUUCAAACAUCUUUCUGAUCUCAUAGCCGAGAAAGAUCAGGAACUUGAGGCACUGAGGGACAUGCUACACAGGGACAAGGACAAAACAACUCCGGACUCUCAGAGUGAGGUUCGGCGAGUGGAGUCCUACAAUAAGCUGCUGACUGAAAAGUUCACCCAGGCACAAAGCACCAAUAAUGACCUGAGUAAAACACUGGAGGAAACCCAGAAUCAGAACAAGGUCCUGUUAGGGAAGCUGGAGGGGAAGGAGAAUGAGCUCAACUCUGAGAAGAAAAAUGCUCUAAAGCGAGACAAAACCAUCCAGGGAUUUACUCAGGUUCUGAAAGAAAAGGAAAAAGAGAUUGCAGAGCUGUGUCAUGAGAUUGAGGACAGGGACGAUGCUCUGGCCAAGGCUAGAGAAGCAGCACAUAAAGCCCAACUGCAGAAAUACCAGGGAGUAGAAGAGCACCAAAAUCUGUUAAUGACGAAGCAAACGGAGCUCGCCCAACUCCAGGGGGAACAUCACGCCAAGGUGCUUGAGGCCCAAAAGCUGCAGCGGGGCCUGGACAGGAAGGAGCAAGAGCUGGCUGACCUGCAGCAGGCAAAGGACCAGCUAGAGUUGGAACUGGAGGACCUGCAACAGCACAAGAAGAAGGGGGACAAGGCCCUGAAUGAUCUGAACAAUCAGCUGAAAAAGCUGAGCAGUGAGAUUGGAGACAGAGAGAGUGCUCUGGAGCAGCAGUACCAGGAGCUGCUGGAUCAAACCCAAAGAAAAGUGCAAUCCCAUGAGGUCACCAUCCAGCGGCUCACAUCCUCUCUGGCUGAUAAAGAGCAGCAGCUACAGGAGUACAUAAACAUGGUCAGAGAUUUUGAACAAAGUAAAAGCCCAGGAGGAAACGACAAUGUGCUUUCCAAGCUGCGGCAAAGGCUGAAAGAAAAGGAGAAGGCUCUGGAGCAAGCGCUGGAUGAGAAGUUUGCUGCCAUAGAGGAGAAAGACAAUGAGAUACACCAGCUGCAGCUGUCUCUCAGGGAGAAGGAGAGAGACCUGGAAAGACUGAACAACUUGCUCUCUCACAACGAGGAGACCAUCGAUAGUUUUGACAGUCUGGUCAAGGAGAAGGAUGUGGAGCUGCAACACCUUGCAAACACACUGAAGAACCUGCAGAGAGCAAAACAAGAUGUAGAAGACAACUUGAACAGAUCACUGAGAGAGAAGGACUCCAUCAUCAUUCAGCUGCAGCUUUCUUUGGAGGGCAAGACAAAGGAUAUGGAUGACAUGGCCGAAUCCAUGCUGAGCCAGUCGCAGACUAAUGCUCGUGACCUUGCUGAACAGAUGGGCCAGAGGUUAAAGGUCACAGAAGCAAUGUUGGCUGAGACUGUGGAGGCCAGGGCAAGGCUGGUCGCUGACAACGAGAGUGCUGUGGAGGGACUGUUGGCUACAAUCAGGAGCAAGGACCAGCUGCUCAAGGAGUCUGCAGAGCACUACAACCGCAUGCUGUCUGAGCGCACUCAGGAGAUCCAGGAGCUGAGGAGGCAGCUCACUGACAUGCAGCAGAAGCUUGCCACUGCUGAGAAGCAAAGCUCUACAGCAGCCCAGGAGAGUCAUUUAGACACUGCAGGGCUCAGAGCCAUGCUCGCUGAGAAAGACAGCCUCAUCAACAAGCUUCUACAGCGUGGUCAGGAGAUGGAUCAGUUUGUGGUAGAUUUGAGACAGAAGGAGGAGUCGGAACAUGUGUUGGAGCUCAGACAUACCAUCCAAAUCAUGCAGGAGAAGAUGGUUGACGGGGAAGCUGAGCUGUCCAGGAGGAACAGUGGGGAUAAUAUGGAGAACGUUCUGCAUUCCAAGAAGACAGUUGUCGUCCUGAAGAAGGAGCUUGCACAGAAAACUGAGGCACUGAAUAAAGCACUGAAGCGGGAAAAUGAACUGAAGAUGUCUUUGGCAGAUUUACAGUCAUCACUGUCUGAGCUGGAGGGUCGUUACGAAGGUCAGGCUGCUAAUGUGGAGUCCCUGACUGCAACUCUGAAGACCAAGGAUGAGAUUAUUGAUGCUCUCCACCAGCGCCUCGGGCAAAGAGGGGAAAAUGGGUCUGAUCAGACCCAGGAUCAGAUGGUUAGCUCGGGCAUGGAGAGGUCACUGCCUGAGCUCCCUCAGAGAGGGAGGACCAUGAUUGGAGGAGAUAGCCAGCAAGAAACAUUGCCUAGCCUUACAGCCUUGCAACAGCAGCAUGACUCUCUGAACAAAGCGCUGAGAGCCGAGCAGCAGCUCUACUCCAGCCUCGUCAAGACUGUAAAGGAGCAGGACAGCGCUCAGCGUCUCCAUGCUCUGCAGUUGGAGCUGACAGCAGUGCAGCUCCUCAGGCAGCAGCUGGAGGAGGGCAUCACAACUAAUGAGGAGCUCAGGGACGAUCUGGAGAGGGAGAUACACAGAGCCAAACUCGGAGAAGGUAUGGACCUGGUUGAUCCUAAAGAGCUGGAGAGCAUGAGACAUCAGCUUGAAGAUGCUCAGCGCUGGAAUGCCUCUCUGCAGGCCCGCCUAGGAGCCAUUCAGAGCCGUGGAGGAGGGGUCGGUGGGGCCACUGAUGGUGGGGAAACGUUGAGUUUCAUUGGAGAUCAGACUUCCUACAUGAGUAUCUGUGUGGGAGAGGAGCAUGAGGACAGCUUGUCUCAGCUCUCCGCACAAGAGCUCAAGCAGAAGGUGAUGGAGCUGCAGGAUUCCAGCAGCAGACUUCAGACUUUAAACAAUGAGCUGCAGAACCGACUGUCAUUGUUGGAGAAGUCGGGCCAAGACGCUUACGCCAAGGAAGACAAAGACGUGGCCAGCAGCAGCAGCAGCAGCAGCCCAUUAAAACAGCAGCCUGAGAAGACGCAUGAGAUGCAGCCUGUGGCUCACAGUAACAGGACGCAUCUCUCCAGUCAGGAUAAACAGAGUCAGACAGACAUCAAAGUAGGACAGAUGUUGUCUGGAAAGCUGUUGGGAGAUUUUAGUCUAGACAGUGGCCUUGGCCAGAGUAGAGAGCAUGCUCACUCUGGCAUCUCCACUUUGGACACUGAAGAGAGACACUCCAGGCAGAGUAACACCGAUGUAACGGCACUUAAAUCCUUGCUGACUAAUUGUGGGGCUGCGUCAGUCUCACACCUCAGAGAGGAGCUGCUCAGACUUCGAUCAGAAAAUACGGAGCUGCGGGGUCUCCUUAAGGAACAGAAAUCUACUGAGAGUAAAGAGAAAGCAAGCACAGACGCCUCAGGGAACAGCAGUGACGGACAGGCUGAAUUGAGAAGGAGUCUGGAGAAACUGCUUGCCGAGUCAAAAGGUCGCCCUAAGGUCAUCAAUCUGUCAAAGGAGGAAGGAGGGAAGAAGUCUAAGGAGAUGUCGUAUAGGAAGACCCCUCUAACUCCUGAGCCGACUGUCAGCAGCAGUGAUGGGAUGGAGAGUUCACCAACUAAAGGCCAGACAUCACACAGCAGGAGUGCAAAGCAGCAUGUUGCACGGCAUGGGGAAGGUGUUAAGUCUCGCCUCCCGGUCCCUGUGAGGCUGAGGGUGGAGGCUAGCAGCAUGCAGUCUGUGAGCUCUGACCAGCCUAAAACUGACUCACUUGAGCACCUUCAGUUGGAUGGUGUAUAUGCGUUUGAUCAGCAACUGCAUGCAGAAUCUGACGCCCCCCUGUCACCCCAGCACAGCACUUCCCCUUCUUCCACGCUCAGAUACAAACAUCAUACCGGCAGUCCAGUGGGAUCAGACAAAGGCUCUGAAACAGGAGCGACACCGGAUCAUUCCCGGGCUGACUCUGCUCUUUUCUCUCAGCUGGAGCUUCUAAACCAGGAGUGUCAAGAGAAAGAGAUGCUGAUCAACAAGCUAAGUGAGCAGCUAGCGGAUUGGGAGGAGCUCCACGCUCAGAUCCAGGAAAAGGACAGACUUAAUCGCCAGUACGUGGAGGCCUUACAGGCUGCAGAAUCCACCAUCUCCUACCUGACCGCCUGCAGUCUGGACAGCCAGGGAGGAUUUGGGUCGCUCACCAGUCCUGCAAGCUCAGAUUCUGCCCUUUACAGCAGGUGCGUGGAGCUGCAAAAAGCCCUACAGGAGAAGGAGGAGCUCAACAAGCAGCUCAUAGAGCUUCUGAACAUGGCGGAGAAAGCCAUCAGCUCAACUGAUGGACAAGAAAAUAUUCCAGAAAUCAGCGAUUUAUGUUUGAAGAUAGAGACGGCCUUGCAGCAGGGGAACAAAUCUUCAAAUAGGCCUAGCCUAAGAGGUGUUACUGGAGGCACAGAGGAAUCUAUGCAGGCGUUGCAACAACACACAGACUCUUUGCAGGAGGCCCUGUGGCAGCAGAAUAGGCUUAAUGCAGAGCUGCAGGAACAACUGAGAGCUGCAGAGGCUGCUGCUCAACAUAGAUACAACAAUGAGCAGGAUGCUAAAUGUUCAAGGCAGCAGACAGCAGCAGAAUCACUUUACGAAAAGCAGACAAGGGGUCAUCCAUUUGAAAUGGGUAGUUCAGAUGUUAGUUUAAAUCAGGAGACGACCAAAGUCCUGAUGAACUGCCUGAGUGCAGCAGAGUCUGCUGUUGCCUCUCUGGCAGCACACUGUACAAACAGCAGCUUCUUGGCCUCUGGUAGAUCAUCACAGACCAGCCCUGAAGUGCAGAUUCAUUUAGACAAACUUCAGAGAGCCCUGCGAGAGAGGAAGGAGCUGGGGGAACUGGAUCAGCUCAGUGUCAAUCAGUCACCUCGAAAAAAGGGACAGCUCCACCCAGAGCUGCAUAACAACAUCUGCCGCCUCUAUGAGGUGUUCAGUGAUCACUGUCAGAGAAUCUCUGAACUCCAGGCCUCCCUAAAAUCAGAGAGAAGCCGUAAAGAGGACGGUGACGUCCACAGGAUGCUGCCGGACGCCAGCAGUUUACCACCCAGUGUUCAAGUGCAGCUGGAGACUCUGCAUAAGGCGCUGAGGGAGAAGAAGAAGGCGUGUAAAAGCCUGGAGGAGAAACUGGCUACUGCUCUUACCUCCCCGGAAACAGCAAGGAGAGCUCUGGAGCAGGAUGACAAAGGCGUGCAGGUGGAUUUGCAGGACCUGGGUUACGAAACCAGUGGCAAGAGUGAGAACGAUAGGGAAGAGAGCAGUAGCACAGAUCUAGAGGUUGGUGUACACCCCAGCCGCAGCGCCUCCAACCUGCCCUCCCCACGCGAUCAGGCCACGUUUUCCUCCACUGAGAACCUGGACUCCACCUCCAGCACCCCAUACCCCAGCUCCCCCGCUCUCAGCUCUGCCAAGUUCAGUCUGAAGAGCCUGCAGGUCUAUGAUGACUACGGUGUUUCUAAGGACCCUCUGCAGCUCCAGGCACAAGUCAGAGAGCUAAAGGUCCAGCUGGAAAACCAGACCAAACUCAUCCUGCAGAUGCAAAGUCUUCUGCGUAGAAACUCUCUCUCCAGUGACCUAGUUUCCAGCCCCCCUGAUCCCACGACCAUCAGGGAUCAAGCAAUGAUACACGGAGAGGACAAGAGCCGAGAAAUGAGCUACAGAAGUGGGCAGCUACGGGAGAAAAAGGAGGGUGAGAACCAGGCGAUGAAGGAUAAAAGCAGCCUCCUGAAUAUGGGACUGGACAGAGAGAGGGCUCUGAACAGAAGCACAAAUGAGCAGCAGCAGUCCCGCAGCCGCUCCACCUCACCUGCAAGACUGGACUCCCUGGUGCAGUCGCAGGCCAGGGAGCUGUCCCAGCUGAGGCAGCAGAUUAAGGAGAGCCGCCGGCUGGGAGCCCUGCAGCGCCUGCAGCUGGACCAGCUGAGCAAGGCCUUCACGGAGCUGCUGCAGGCCAGCGAGGUGGACUUCUACAAGGGGGAGGCGGUCAAAGAGCAGCUGGAGAAGAGCCUGAGCAUCCUGGACAGGCUGGAGGGACGUCUGGACAAAGGAGAGUCUCAUCUGGACAAAGAGGACGUGGCAGCCCUGGAACUGUCUCGCAGGUUGGCGAAAGAGCUGCAGGAGAAGAACAGUCUGAUCCAGAGUCUGCAGAGCCAGGUCAGAGGUCGAAGUCCCAGCAGCCACCAGGGCUCUCACUCUGACCUGUUCCACUCAGACAGAACCUCCUCCUGCCACAGCAGCCCGACUCCACCCAGUGGCAGUCGCUCCCAAAGCCAGAGGCAGCUCUCUGAUUGGACGGGAGCAGCUGUUGUAGGCGGAGCUCAGGAGGACUCUGUCAGCAGACUGCAGGGCCUGCACCGGGAGAACGUGCGACUGCAGGAUCGGCUGAGGGGCAGCGAGGAUCUGAACGCCACGCUGCGCAGUGAACUGGACCUGCAUCGCUCCAUCAUGGCCCAGAGCAGCUCCCACCACCAGGAGCCGGAUCAGAGCCGGGAGCCGGAUCAGAGCCGGGAGCCGGAUCACAGCCGGGAGCCGGAUCACAGCCAGGAGCGGGAUCACAGCCGGGAGCCGGAUCAGAGCCGGGAGCCGGAUCACAGCCAGGAGCGGGAUCACAGCCGGGAGCCGGAUCACAGCCAGGAGCGGGAUCACAGCCAGGAGCCGGAUCACAGCCGGGAGCCGGAUCACAGCCGGGAGCGGGACGGGUCAGGACCGCAGGCAGACCAUAAACCAGGAGAAGACCUGGGCUCACAGAGGAACGCUGCUGAUCAGCCUCGCACCAUGAAUUCAGACCUGCUGGCAGAGCAUCUUCAGGAGAUCCGCGCACUGCGGCAGCGUCUGGAGGAGAGCAUCCGCACCAACGACCGCCUCAGGGAGCAGCUGGAGAAGAGACUGGCAGAGGUGGAGAAAGACCCAGCAGCCACCAACAUCUUCAUCCACGGCAACGAGGAGCAGGGUCAGCUGGCCAAUGAGGUGCGCUUCCUCUGGGGACAAAACCAAACCCUGAAAGACCAGCUCAGCCUGGGCUCACGAGACAAGCAGAAGGAGAAUGAGAAGCUACGGGAGACUCUGGCCAGGCGCACGGCCAAACUGGAGCAGAGCAGGAGGGAGUGUGAGGCUCUGAGGCAGGAAACCAGCCGCCUGCAGGAGAGGCUGGAGCUCAGCAGCCAGGAGAACUCCCAGCUGCAGGAGUCCCUGCACUUCAGCAAGGAGGAGCUGCACAGGUUUCAGUGUGAAGUAAAGCUCCAGAGGCAGCAGCUGUCUGACUCUCAGCACCUCCUUCAGUCACUACGAGUAGAGCUGCAAGUUUACGAAAAGAUCAAGACUGAAGAUCGUAAACACAACGCUGAACGCAGUGAGGGGUCCCAGGAGCCCGCCCCCCUCCCGCCCUCCGGCUCGCUGGACCUGAGCGAGCUGCUGCUGGAGAUCAGACACCUGCGUCUGCAGCUGGAGAGGAGCAUCCAGACCAACACCGCCCUGAGACAGAGGCUGGAGGAGCAGCUGCUCCGAGGACCCCACCGCUCUGAAACCAUCAACAUCAACUACCUGCUGUCCUCCCCAGAUGAAGGAGGCAGGUCACCAGGUCGUGAUGGCUGCGAUCCUCUCCGUCACUCAUUUCAGAGUCACAACGAACACACCAGUGUCCUCCAUGAAGAGAAACGUGGCUCUCACUCGGAGGUGGAGGGGGGCUCGUUCAGCAGCAGCUCUGGGGACAGCGCUCCCGCUCGCCUGGUGCCCGGCCACCGCAUGUGGGCCAAUCGUAGCGGCCGCCAUAUUCUGGGUCUUAUUGAGGACUACAACGCCCUCCGUAAGCAGAUCUCAGAGGGACGGAAGCUGUCGCGCAGCAUGGACGCACACCUGCAGGAGAGCCUGCACACACUCACACAGCAGGGCUCCGACAACAAGGUCGAACAGCAGCAUCUGGAGAGUUUCUCGGGCAGCGUGAACACCAUGCUGCAUGUGAUGGAGGAGGCGGGACGGAUGCUCAAACUGGUGUGGAGGGUCUCUCUGCCAGCAGGGGGCGGGGGCAACAACCAGCAGGAUGAGCUUCUGAAGAGCGAGAUAUCCAGGCUGAAGAGCAGGCUGUCCCAGCAGGAGAGGAUGCUGAGCGGAGCGGUGAAGCGCCUCCGAACAACCAACCAGCUCAAAGAGGGGAUGGAGCGAGUCAUCAUCGAUCAGCUGUAUCUAACCCACGGAGUGUUGAAGAAAGCCAGAGGAAAUUUAGAGACAAAUUACUGCUCCCUAAUUGGGCUGAAAGGCCUGUCUGGAGGGCCAGACGGAGGAGGUCCCAGUGAAUGGCCAGUAGGGGGCGCUGCAGGCCCACACUCUGAGUCCUCAGAGGAGCACAGUAGUGACGCCUCUGUACACUGCAGCUACUAAACCUGCUCUUAUGACGCAGCUUCCUGCCUUUCUGCCCUGCUGUCAAACUGGCACCUUAUCUCCUCGAGCAAAGCCUUUUUGUACUUUCACAGGAUUGACCUAUAGAUUUAUUUUAGGUACUGAAGUUGUAAAAUGUUUUUAAAAGAGAAAUCCACUUUGUAAAUAGUCAUUCCUGCAAGUUAAAUAUGUGUUUUCUUUUAUAUGAUGCAUAUAGAACAUGAAAGUGUAUUUUAUUACUGACUUGUUGUUUCUAUCGGCCAGUGUGUAUAGGAUGGUUUGAAACGUGUGUUCAAGGAAUUAUGUGCAAGUAAAGAAAAUAAUGGAAUGAAA
Molecule: messenger RNA, 9449 nt
Organism: Gymnodraco acuticeps
Lineage: Eukaryota; Metazoa; Chordata; Actinopteri; Perciformes; Bathydraconidae
Gene: cdk5rap2
Product: CDK5 regulatory subunit associated protein 2
Cellular component (GO): microtubule organizing center
Source: RefSeq, a predicted model, not a curated record